AUGGCUGCAGCAAAAAUCAUGGCUGCAGAUGAAUGGCAUGACCUUAAUAUCAAAAAAGUUGAAAUUGUGAAAGAUUUAAAUAUGCCACUGACAAAGCAAGUCCAGGAAGAGAUUGUGGCAGCCCUCAGAGUGGAAAGUGUAGACUUAAACUGUGCUCAGAAUUGCACCAACCACAACACACAGUUCUUUAGUGACCAGAAACUCAUUGUUAGGCGAGGACAAACCUUUGGGUUUUAUGUGCAUUUCCAAAACCGGGAAUGGAAUGAUGAGAAGGACAAGAUCACAUUCACAGUGGAGACAGAUGACCCUGUGUAUUUAGACAGCCAAGAUCAGAGAGAAGAAUAUGUUCUAAAUGAGCAUGGGAUUAUAUUCCAAGGUCUUCCUGAACACAUAACAGCUCACCCAUGGCACUUUGGACAGUUCCAAGAUGGUAUUCUGGACAUCUGUCUGAAAAUGCUGGAUACAAGUACAAACUUCCUGCGUGAUCCUGCCAUGGACUGUUCCUGUCGAAAUGACCCCUUGUAUAUCAGCAGGGUGUUGAACAAUAUGAUUGGUUGUCAUAAGAAGAAAAGCAUCCUGAAGCUUCCAUCCAAUAAUAACCUCCUGCAGGGACUCAGUCCUUUAACAUGGAAUGGAAGUGUCCCUAUCCUUCGGCAGUGGUAUCAGAGCAGAUGUAAACCCAUCAAAUAUGGAGAUUGUGCAACUUUUGCUUCUGUACUGUGUACAGUUUUGAGGUGUUUCGGAAUUCCAGGCAGAGUUGUCACUGGCUUUUAUUGUCCUGUGUAUGCAGCUGACCCUCUCAGUGUCCAGGAGAUUUUUGACUAUACAGGCAAAACCUUAAAUGGCAAAGAACAUAUGUGGAUAUAUCAUUGUUGGAAUGAAUCUUGGAUGGCUGAAAAAGACAUUAAUCAAUCUGGGGGUGAUUGGCAAUUUCUGGAUCCAACACCUGUCGAGACUAGCAAAGGGUCAGUGUGCAGUGGUCCUAUUUGGGUCAAAAGCAUUAGAGAUGGAGAUGUAGAUACUGACUCUGAAGGCCACCGUGUAUUUUGUAUGCUAAAUGCAAGGAGUACUGCUUGGAUUUCUCAAGGCAAAGGCAAGAAGACAAAGCUUCACUGUGAUAGCGGGACUUCUGGGCAGUGUAUCAGCACCAAGAGUGUUGGGAGUGAUCUACGUGAAGAUAUCACUGAUGCUUAUAAGCACGAGUUGGGUUCUGCACAAGAGAGAAAGGCUUUUUAUAAAGCCUGCAGAAAAAUUAACUCUCAAUAUCUCAAUGCUCCAAAUUCUGAGAUAGACAAAGACAUAGCAUCCCACAGAAACAAAAGCUUGAAAGAGACUGGUAUUACAAUGAAACUUAAAAUGGCUAAUUGUCCUUUAUAUGGUCAAGAUGUUCAAAUGAACUGGGUGCUUGAAAACUUGUGUAAUGAGAGUAAAGAAAGGAAGUUUAACCUUUGUGCUCAGGCAAUGAUGCACAAUGGAUGUGCAUUGGACCAGCUUUGGAAAGACACUAUUCAUGUCACACUUGAACCAAAAGAAGUGAAAACAAUCCUGAUAGUGAUACCAUAUGAUAAUUAUGGAUCUCACCUUUGUGAUCACAAUAUUAUGAGAGUGGCUGUAGUUUCAAUGCCAGAGCCUAAAGAGGAAACCUUGAUGCUGGAGAGGGAUAUCGUGAUUGACAGUCUACCUGUUGAGAUAAAGAUUCUAGACCAGCCCAAGCUGAAUGCACCAUGCACUGUGGAAGUCACCUUUUCUAAUUCCCUCAACGAGGACCUCAGGAAUUGUGUCCUGCACCUGGAAGGCUAUGGAUUGAUUGGUGAAACAAUCACUACUGAAUUGGGAACACUGAAUGCUAAACACAAGGCACAAACCUGUGUGGAGUUUACUCCCUAUCGUCAUGGCAGACACCAAUUAAUUGCCAGUGUCAGCUGCCAUAAGUUUUGUAACUGCAAAGGACAUGCCACUGUAGAUAUGGGUAAUCCACCAACAACUUCUGGAGAAGGAGGUGCAUAA
Molecule: messenger RNA, 2007 nt
Organism: Varanus komodoensis (Komodo dragon)
Lineage: Eukaryota; Metazoa; Chordata; Lepidosauria; Squamata; Varanidae
Product: protein-glutamine gamma-glutamyltransferase 5-like
Exons: 12
Coding region: 1-2007 (668 amino acids)
Biological process (GO): peptide cross-linking
Molecular function (GO): protein-glutamine gamma-glutamyltransferase activity
Source: RefSeq, a predicted model, not a curated record